Messenger RNA from Prunus mume (Japanese apricot), 1088 nucleotides. RefSeq names its product ethylene-responsive transcription factor ERF109-like. Gene Ontology annotation, biological process: regulation of DNA-templated transcription; ethylene-activated signaling pathway. Gene Ontology annotation, molecular function: DNA-binding transcription factor activity; DNA binding. The record is from RefSeq and is a predicted model, not a curated record. Lineage: Eukaryota; Viridiplantae; Streptophyta; Magnoliopsida; Rosales; Rosaceae.
UACAAACUUCGCACUGAUCCUCAGUUUUUUUGUUUUCAAAGAGAAUAUAACCCGAAGAAAGAACAAUUGGAUAAAAAUGCCCUCGCACGCCAAUCGCAUGCAGCAGGAGCAGGAGCACUGCAUCAUGGUCUCCGCCCUCAAGCAUGUAAUCUCCGGCGGCAUCAAUGCGGGUGGUAGUGGACCCACUUCGCAGCAGCAGCAGCUAUUGGGAGCCGUCCAUUCUGCCACGUCGUCAGUCCCCUCGACGAGGGACGGGACCCAAUCAGCAACGGACCAACUACACAUGCUGUCGUUUUCGGCAGAGGGCGAUACGUGUCGGGUGUGCGGGAUCGAGGGGUGUCUUGGGUGCAACUAUUUCCCGUCAACAACAUUGCCAGACAGAAACAAGCAACUGAAUUUGGGGAGCGGGGCGAAUGCGGGGACGAGGAAGGGGAAGAACAAGUACAGGGGAGUGAGGCAGAGGCCGUGGGGGAAGUGGGCAGCGGAGAUUCGGGACCCGCGGCGGGCGGCGAGGGUUUGGCUGGGGACGUUCGAGACGGCGGAGGAAGCAGCCAGGGCUUACGACAAAGCUGCCAUUGAGUUCCGUGGGGACAAAGCCAAGCUCAAUUUCUCAUUAACCUCCUCCGAUCAGCACAACAAUAUCACUAAUAGCAACAUCACUUCUAGUAGCAGAACUAGGACUAGCCCACAAUUAAUUAGGAGCAUGGAAGAGGCUGAUGCUGAUCAGGACAAAGUCAAUCCAAUUACUGUGAAACAAUCAGAGAAACUCGAAAUAUAUGAGAGCAGUGCCCCGCAGGAAGAGAAUGACCAGUUUCUCUGGGACAUGUCUCAAGAUGGAGAUGAUGACGAUGACUUGAAAGCAUGGAUGUCAGCCAACUAAAAUACCUCGUGCUCUGCUUUGAUGAAGCCAAGUUAUGUUAGGGGGUUUUCAUUAGAGACUCAUUUCAAAUUAGGAUUUAAUUAGUUCAAAAAUAAGAAAAUUUAUCGUACGCGAUUACCUCGUACUAAUAACACGUCGAUGAGUGGCCUUGUCGUUCUCGUUUGUUUUCUUCUGUUGGAAAUGAAAUUAAAAGAUAAUAAGGACAUUC